AUGGUGGCGAAACAGUCGGGGCGCUUGUCGCCAUCCAAAGCCGUCAAGAUUGAGGAAAUAGAGGAAAUCGUGGAGACCGAGGAGGUCAUCCUCUCUCCCGAAGACCUGCACCACGAAGAGUACGAGAUCACGUCGGUGCCGAUCGAAACAACGACGACGGUGCAGACCGUCAAGCGGACCGACAUCCGUGACCUGGCCCGGGAGGCGCACUACACCAAACUGCUACAGCAGGAAAAUGAAGCUCAAGAGCUCAACUUCCAGCCGGCGUCGAGCGCCGAGGACACCGAGGGUUCGGACGGUGAACACUACAAAGUCGAGGGUGACCACAGCUUCAAAACCGAAUAUGAGGGUGACCUGGACAUGGACGGCAUCAGUCCGAACAACUCGUCCUCGAUCCGGAAGCGCCGCGGUAACCUGCCCAAACACUCGGUCAAGAUUCUCAAGCGCUGGCUGUACGAGCACCGGUACAACGCGUACCCGAGCGACGCCGAGAAGGUGACGCUGUCGCAGGAGGCCAACCUUACGGUGCUGCAGGUUUGCAACUGGUUCAUUAACGCGCGGCGGCGGAUCCUGCCGGAAAUGAUCCGACGGGAGGGCCACGACCCGCUGCACUACACGAUCUCGCGACGGGGCAAAAAGCUGAACAACCAACUGGCCAACAUGUCCGGCCCGAACCCGAUCACGAUGAGCCCGGCGUCGGAGGUCAUUGUCGGUGCCACUGAGGAGAUCAUCGAAGAGGAGGAGGUCAUCGAGGAGGGCGUACCUAACAUUAUUACUUCCAGCAUCGGGCAGCAGUACGUGCAGACGCCGGCCGGUCUGGUGAAGGUCGAGGAGGACGUGGACUUUGAGGACCACAUAAUCUACCGGUCGGACGAGAGCAACAUCGAGUACGAGUACCCGGAGGAGGAGGAAGAGCUGCAAACCGAACAAACCGAGUGGGACGGCAUCAUCCGGUACGCCAACGACAAGGACGACGAAAUUCCAGAAGAAAUAACGGAAGAGGAAGUGAUUGCGUCGGACAGCCCCGUCAACGAGUACUUCACCACCACCACGACGACACACAGCAGCCAUCUGCCGCAAGCGUCGUCCCAAACCCUGAGCACGGGCAACGCCUCCGAGCGUUCCGCACCGAACACGGCCACAAAAGUGCUCGCCAAAUCAGUUCCCGCUGGGCUGGCCAGGGUACAGGUGGUGUCCGCGGCCAGCACAAACGCAGCGUCGAGCAACAACAGCGCGUCCACGCCGAUCGUGGUCAAGGCGGCCACAGCCGCAGCGGGGACCACCAUCGUGACGACACCGAUCCAGCUGGGCAAGACGGGGACGACGGUGAGGAAGCUUAUUACUACGAGCACGCCGGCGACGACGACGGCGGCGGCGGCGACAGUGGAAACGUCGAAUGCGAAGUCGUUGACGUCGUCGGCGACGACGACGACGGCAGUGCUUUCGUCAUCGAAUAUAAACAAUAACAACAACAACAACACCAGCAGCAGCAAUAACAACUCCCAGCACACGACGACCGCCGUCAAGGUUAAAGGCGUCAUCCGCGACGACAAGGAUCAGUUCAAAUGCCUCUACCUGUUGGUGGAAACGGCCGUGGCGGUGCGCCCGGAAAAAGAACAGGACGACGUGCACGUGCUCGGUAAUUAAGAAUGACAGAUACAAAACACCCCCACGAAAUCCUUUUCUUCUGAGGACGACGACAGCGACAAAUCCAAACGGACAGCGACAGCCCAGAACACGACACAACCGUAAACAAAAACCUUGUAAUAAGCAGAGUUUAGAGC
This is a messenger RNA of Culex quinquefasciatus (southern house mosquito), 1784 nucleotides long. Its product is annotated as iroquois-class homeodomain protein irx-4-A. The record is from RefSeq and is a predicted model, not a curated record. Gene Ontology annotation, biological process: regulation of transcription by RNA polymerase II. NCBI's taxonomy places the organism in Eukaryota, Metazoa, Arthropoda, Insecta, Diptera, Culicidae. Gene Ontology annotation, molecular function: RNA polymerase II cis-regulatory region sequence-specific DNA binding; DNA-binding transcription factor activity, RNA polymerase II-specific.